Molecule: messenger RNA, 3267 nt
Organism: Hibiscus syriacus
Lineage: Eukaryota; Viridiplantae; Streptophyta; Magnoliopsida; Malvales; Malvaceae
Product: FT-interacting protein 3-like
Exons: 4
Coding region: 218-3193 (991 amino acids)
Source: RefSeq, a predicted model, not a curated record
UCCUUCUCUCCUAAGUUUCAUAGAUUCCAUUUCCACCAUAUAUAGUUUCCGGCUUCCUUUCACUUUACUAACCAAAGCUUUCAGCUUUUUAAACAGAGGUUUUUCUACCAUUUGAGAUCAGAUUAUUGGGUGUUCUUUCAUUUGAGACUGGAAAAUUCACAGACGACUACGGAUAGCGGCUAAAUUGUUUUGUGUUCUGCUUCGAUUGAUUCGAACCAUGAGUAGUCUCAAGUUAGGGGUGGAGGUGGUGAGCGCCUAUGACCUGUUAGCCAAAGAUGGGCAGGGUUCAUCCAAUCCCUAUGUGGAGCUUGAGUUCGAUGGCCAGCGAUUUCGCACCACUACUAAAGAGAAAGAUCUCAGUCCGGUUUGGAACGAGAGUUUCUAUUUCAACGUCUCUGAUCCGAACAAGUUGUCUAGUCUCCCACUUGAAGCUUAUGUUUACAGCUAUAACAAAGCAAACAAUGCUAAAACCUGUCUUGGGAAGGUUCGCCUCACCUCAACAUCAUUUGUGCAGUAUACCGAUGCUGUUGUUUUGCACUACCCUCUUGAAAAACGGACUGUUUUCUCUCGUGCUAAAGGAGAGCUUGGUUUGAAAGUGUUUGUUACUGAUGACCCUUCGAUCAAAUCCUCGACUCCUCUUCCAGCCACGGAGGAAGCAGUCCCAAAUUCAUUUCCCAAAGAGAAAAAUGGUAAAAGACAUACAUUUAAUCAUCUUCCAAAUGCAAAGCAGUCGGAACAGCAGCAAAAGUUUACUACAAUGCCUCCGCAACAACAGAUGAAUUAUGGAGUACAUGAGAUGAGAUCUGGACCGCCACCAUCAAGAGCCGUUCACAUGUUCUCGGGUUCAUCAUCACAACCACUUGAUUUUGCUCUUAAAGAGACAAGUCCAUUUCUCGGAGGAGGACGAAUUGUUGGAGGCCGAGUCAUACGAGGAGACAGACCAACUAGCACCUAUGACCUUGUUGAACAGAUGAGAUUCCUUUUUGUGCGAGUGGUGAAAGCCCGAGAUCUUCCUUCAAAGGAUGUGACUGGAAGCCUUGAUCCGUAUGUCGAAGUGAAAGUUGGAAACUACAAAGGAAUCACAAAGCAUUAUGAGAAGAAACAAAAUCCAGAAUGGAAUCAGGUGUUUGCCUUUUCAAGGGACACGCUGCAGUCAUUUGUGCUAGAAGUUGUUGUCAAGGAUAAGGAUUUAGUGAAAGAUGACUCUGUCGGGUUUGUGCGAUUUGAUCUCAAUGAGGUUCCCACGAGAGUUCCACCGGACAGUCCAUUGGCUCCGGAAUGGUAUCGGUUGGAAGACAAGAAAGGAGAGAAAAAGAAAGGAGAACUGAUGCUUGCAGUUUGGUAUGGCACACAGGCUGAUGAGGCUUUUCCAGAUGCGUGGCAUUCGGAUGCUAUUGCUCCCGGUGAUAACACUUCGGUUUCCCCAACAUACAUCCGUUCAAAAGUUUAUCACUCUCCGAGACUAUGGUAUGUCCGUGUCAAUGUUAUUGAGGCUCAAGACCUUGUUCCAGCUGACAAUAACAGGUUUCCUGAUGCAUAUGUUAAGGUUCAAAUUGGUAACCAGAUCUUAAAGACAAAACCUGUUCAAAACCGAAUUAUGAAUCCGAUCUGGAAUGAGGAGUUUAUGCUUGUUGCUGCGGAACCCUUUGAAGAUCAUCUGAUUUUUUCAGUUGAAGAUCGUGUGGGUCCUAAUAAGGAUGACGCCAUUGGAAAGGUUGUUAUAUCAUUGAACUCCGUUGAUAGGCGUGCUGAUGAUCGAACUAUUCGUUCCCGAUGGUACAAUCUGGAGAGGUCUUUUUCAGAUGCUAUGGAUGGCGAUCGUGCAAAGAAGGAUAAGGAUAAAUUUCGUAGUAGGCUCCAUGUUUAUGUUUGCCUUGAUGGAGGAUACCAUGUUCUUGAUGAGUCAACUCAGUAUAGCAGUGAUCUCCGGCCAACAGCAAAGCAGCUCUGGAAACCAUCAAUUGGUAUUUUAGAACUCGGAAUUUUGAAUGCCGAUGGGCUUCAACCAAUGAAAACGAGAGAAGGAAAAGGUACGUGUGAUACAUAUUGUGUUGCAAAAUACGGCCACAAAUGGGUUAGAACUCGAACCAUAGUCAACAGCCUGAAUCCAAAAUAUAAUGAGCAGUACACAUGGGAAGUUUAUGAUCCAGCCACUGUUCUCACUGUGGGAGUCUUUGAUAACUCUCAGAUUGGAGGUUCUGAUAAUAACAGAGAUAAUAAAAUUGGAAAGGUGCGGAUUCGCUUAUCUACACUCGAAACUGGUCGUGUUUACACCCACACUUACCCGCUGCUGGUUCUUCACCCUUCUGGUGUCAAGAAACUUGGUGAAUUACAUUUGGCAAUACGAUUUUCAUCGACAUCAAUGGUUAAUAUGAUGCUCCAAUACUCGCGACCCCUUCUGCCAAAGAUGCAUUACAAAAGGCCAUUGAAUGUGAUGCAGCAGGACAUACUGCGACACCAAGCCGUUAAUAUUGUGGCAGCUCGACUUGGUCGGGCCGAACCUCCUCUUAGGAGAGAAGUAGUUGAAUAUAUGUCUGAUGCAAAUGCUCACCUUUGGAGCAUGAGGCGCAGCAAGGCAAACUUUUUGCGACUGACGUCGGUUUGCUCGGGAUUAUUUGCAGCUGGAAAAUGGUUUGGUGAAGUUUGCAUGUGGAAGAAUCCUAUUACAACAGUGCUGGUGCAUGUGCUAUUUGCAAUGCUUGUUUGUUUCCCGGAGCUGAUUCUACCCACAGUUUUCUUAUACAUGUUCCUCGUAGGUGUAUGGAAUUAUCGUUAUCGGCCGAGGUACCCUCCUCACAUGAACACAAGUCUGUCUUGUGCCAAUGCAGUUUCUACUGAUGAACUGGACGAAGAAUUUGAGUCCUUUCCUGCAACGAAAAGCUCAGAUAUAGUUCGGAUGAGGUAUGAUCGUUUAAGGAGUGUUGCAGGGAGGAUUCAGACUGUUGUAGGUGACAUAGCUAGCCAGGGUGAGCGGCUUCAGUCAUUACUGAGUUGGCGGGAUCCUCGUGCCACAACUAUAUCUGUUAUAUUAUGUCUUGUGGCAGCCAUUGUUUUGUAUGUCACACCAUUUCAGGUGAUUGCUCUUCUUUCUGGGUUUUACAUUAUGAGGCAUCCCAGGUUCCGCCACAAGACACCUCCACCACCGAUCAAUUUCUUCCGUCGUCUGCCUGCAAGGACUGAUAGUAUGUUGUAGGUCAUGAGGUGUUCCGGGAACUGUCGGUUUAGAUUCUGGUUGUAAAGCGGUCAUUUUUUGUUGUAAACUUGUCA